UUUUUUUUUUAUUGUUUUCCUGUUUUUGCACCAUGAACCGCAAGCUGCUGGAUCCGUUCGAGCCUGAGUACCCUGAGACAAUCGAAGCAUGUCUUGACGACGAAUACGCAACGUGCUGUGCUUACAUCUGGGACAUGGAUACGCUGAACAUUGUGCGAAAGCUGACACAUGGCGAUGCGCCAUUAAUGGGCGUGCGGUGGUCGCGCAGCUCCCGCCACGUGCUCACCUACGACGACGCCGGGCUGUGCAUUCUCUGGGACCUGCAGACCAACACGCGCACCUGCGAGCAAUUCGACGCACCCAUCCUGGACGCGCGCGUGCACCCGCGCAACCCGCACCUCCUGGUGGUCUGCCCGAUGAAGGGCAUGCCGUGGAUGGUCACUGCAGGCGGGACACGCACGAGGCUGGAGAUCGAGGGCCAGGCCACGUGCUGCUGCUUUGGCAAAAAAGGCAAGCAUAUGUUUUUCGGCACCACCAAGGGGUACGUGCAUGUUGUGGAGACCGAGACACUGGCACCGGUGUGCUCAUUGCGGCUGUCCUCGAGUCGCGUUGGAUCAUUGGCGGCGAAUGCGCGUGCGCCCGAGAUCGUAGCCAGUUCCUCAGACCGCACCCUGCGCGUCUGUCGGCUCACCGACAACUCCCUGUCCGCCGUGUUCAGUGCAUCGGGCGACUACAUUAUCGCCGGCAUUGAGCACCGUGCCGAGCACAACAUAUAUGUGUGGGACAAGCUGGCAGGCAGCCUGGUCAAGGUUCUCGAUGGACCGAAUGAGCUCCUGGAAGACUGUGCUGUGCACCCUUUGCGGCCCAUUAUUGCGUCGGUGUCGACUUUUGGUCUGGUCUAUCUGUGGACGCGCCUCGAAGAGAACAUCGACCAUGACGAGCCCGAGGACGAGUUUGACAAGAAAGUCACGUAUGCCGAUGGCCAUGUCGUGGUCAUUAACGAGGAGCGCGCGCGCAAGGACCGCCCGAACCCCGCUGACGAAGAGGAGGGCGAUGUGUUUGUGGAUAUCACAGACAACGACCCGUUCUUUAGCGACUCGGCGUCCGAAAUGGACGACGACGGGUUCAUUCUGCCUGUCGAGAUCCGUGGCGACGAUGGCGACGAUUUCCCGCUCGCCGAUGCCCCGCUGGCCACAUCCAAGCCGCAGACUCCUGAGCCUGAGCCUGCCACUGGCGGCCAGGUGAUUGUCGAACCCCAGUGA
Molecule: messenger RNA, 1202 nt
Organism: Linderina pennispora
Lineage: Eukaryota; Fungi; Kickxellomycota; Kickxellomycetes; Kickxellales; Kickxellaceae
Product: WD40 repeat-like protein
Exons: 4
Coding region: 33-1202 (389 amino acids)
Cellular component (GO): Set1C/COMPASS complex
Molecular function (GO): protein binding
Source: RefSeq, a predicted model, not a curated record